Messenger RNA from Micromonas commoda, 1581 nucleotides. RefSeq lists its product with no specific name. NCBI's taxonomy places the organism in Eukaryota, Viridiplantae, Chlorophyta, Mamiellophyceae, Mamiellales, Mamiellaceae. The coding region runs from base 1 to 1581 and encodes 526 amino acids. Gene Ontology annotation, biological process: L-tryptophan biosynthetic process. The record is from RefSeq and is a predicted model, not a curated record. Gene Ontology annotation, molecular function: anthranilate synthase activity. The transcript is spliced from 2 exons.
AUGAAGCUCGCCGCGGAGGGUCACAACCUCAUCCCUCUGUACAGGCGCCUCUUCAAUGAUCAGCUCACGCCCAUCCUCGCGUACCGGUGCCUCGUCAAGGAGGACGAGCGCGACGCGCCCAGCUUCCUUCUCGAGUCCGUCGUGGGCGGCACUCAGACCGGUCGUUUCUCGUUCCUGGGUUCCAGGCCCUACAUGGAGGUGAUGGCCAAGGAGAACCACGUGUCCAUCCUCGAUCAUCUCAAGGGCGAGCGCACUCGGUCCGACGAGACCGACCCGAUCACCGUCGCCGGCAAGAUCUCCGAGCGGUGGAACCCCUGCCGUACGAAUGGCCUCCCCGAGUGCUUCACCGGCGGCUGGGUGGGGUACAUGGGCUACGACACGGUCCGAUACCAGUACCUCAACAAGCUCCCGUUCGAGGAGGCGCCCGGGGACGACCGCGCGCUGCCGGACUUGUGUCUGGGUCUGUACCGCGACGUCGUGGUGUUCGACCACGCCACCAAGCAGCUGUACGCGGUGCAUUGGGUGGACACGACCCUCCACGACGGGGACGCGGCGGCGGCGCUGACUGAGGGCGAGGAGUCCCUGGACGCGCUCGUCAGGGCGCUUCAGCCGGAUUCGGUUCCCACGCUGCCGUUCGGCGAGGUGUCCAUGAGCCUGACGCAGCCGCCGACGCCUCCCGCGGACAGCACCAUGUCCAAGGAGGAGUUCCUCGCCGCCGUGGCGGACACCAAGGAGCACAUCAAGGCUGGCGACAUCUUCCAGCUCGUGCUGUCGCACAGGUUCCAGAGGAGCACCUACGCGGACCCGUUCGACGUGUACCGCGCGCUGCGGGUGGUGAACCCGAGCCCGUACAUGAUCUAUCUGCAGGCGCGGGGCAGCAUCCUGGUGGCGUCGUCGCCCGAGAUUUUGUGCCGCACGGAUAAGGAGCGGACCGUCGUGAACCGACCGCUGGCGGGUACCCGGAUGCGGGGUAAGACCGAGGAGGAGGACGUCGCGCUGGAGGUGGACCUCCUCGCGGAUAAGAAGGAGAAGGCCGAGCACGUCAUGCUGGUGGACCUGGGCCGCAACGACGUCGGGCGGGUCAGCAAGGCUGGAACCGUCAAGGUGGAGAAGCUGAUGGAGAUUGAGCGGUAUUCGCACGUCAUGCACAUCUCGUCGACGGUGACCGGAUCCCUCCUGGACGAGCUCGGGCCCUGGGACGUGCUCCGCGCGGCGCUUCCGGCGGGCACGGUCAGCGGCGCGCCCAAGGUGCGCGCGAUGCAGAUCAUCGACGACCUCGAGGUGACCCGACGCGGCCCUUACGGCGGCGGCAUCGGAUACGUGGGGUUCACGGGCGAGAUGGACAUGGCGCUGGCGCUGCGAACGAUGGUGGUGCCCACGGCGCACACGGAUAACAUCUAUAAGUUCAGCAAGGAGGCGUCCGAGCCCCCGCGCGCCAAGCGCGAGUGGGUGAUUCACCUCCAGGCGGGUGCCGGAAUCGUCGCCGACUCCAAUCCGGAGAGCGAGUACCAGGAGACUGUGAACAAGGCGGCAGCCUUGGGGCGCGCCAUCGACCUCGCCGAGGAGGCGUUCGACGUGUAA